Messenger RNA from Linum trigynum, 615 nucleotides. The record is from the annotation of a GenBank genome assembly. NCBI's taxonomy places the organism in Eukaryota, Viridiplantae, Streptophyta, Magnoliopsida, Malpighiales, Linaceae.
GUUUAAAUAUUUUUGGGGGGGUUUGUGUUUGAUAAUUCUCAAACCGUAGUGCAUGGGUCGGGUGAUUAGAAUGGUUAAACCCGAACCAACCGACUCAUGUUCCCUCCACCGCCACGAUUCACCCAGAACAGAUCUCUCCCUAUUGAUGUUUUGUCCAGGACUCUGCCCUCAACAUCAAUUAGUCUGGCGUCCAUGACAUUAUCAGCUGCGACCCCGAACUUCCGCGACAACACGCCUGAUCCUCCUCCGCUGAAAUGCCCGCCGACGCCGGGCCCGCCUCCACCCGCUGCUCCGUCCGGGCUAUUUUUGAAAUGGGAUCUUCAUCACGACCCCGUUCGCAUCAGCAAGGUAUCUGUGGACCAAGCCGACCUGGUGGUGGUGGCGGUCAACGUUCUGGGUUAGUUCCCUGUUUGUUCUUAAUUUUAAUAAUUAAUACUUUUGUUUUUAACUUUUUUUUUGUUGAAUCGGUUGCUUUAUUUCCAAGAAAGGCGAAUACAACGAAGUGGGAAUAUAAAAUAUCCCCAAGCGUUUGUCUUGCUACUAUCUCCUAUAUAUCAACUACUUACAGAAAACUGUAAAAGUAAAACCUAUAAGUAAUGAAGUUUGGUAGGAGCA